This is a messenger RNA of Daucus carota subsp. sativus, 1710 nucleotides long. RefSeq lists its product as uncharacterized. The record is from RefSeq and is a predicted model, not a curated record. The transcript has 15 exons. Bases 128 to 1459 code for a protein of 443 amino acids. Lineage: Eukaryota; Viridiplantae; Streptophyta; Magnoliopsida; Apiales; Apiaceae.
CGGAUUGAGAAAAGCAAACAAAAUCCUGUAUAAAACGCAGCAAAGGUGAGGUAGGUAGAGGCGGUGUGUAUGAAUUGAAUUAGUUAUCAUUGAACAGAACAGAGCGAUCUCGCUAGAGCUCCAAUCCAUGGCUGCUUCAACCGAUGGCUUGGUGCCGAUCACAAGACCAUUUCUUGCUUCUUACUAUGACAAAUACGUUUUCUCUCCUCUCUCCGACUCCGUCACGCAUCUCUCCGGCCAGCUCCACUCCAAUUCUCAACUCCUCCAGAAUCACACUCCUCUUUCUCAAGGUGAAAUAUCAUUAUUACAUGAAGCUGAGAAUCAACCUCCUCACAAAAUUGACGAGAAUAUGUGGAAGAACCGGGAGCAUAUGGAAGAAAUUCUCUUUCUACUGGAAAAAUCCCAUUGGCCAAUUGAGAUCCAACAACAAUCAACAAGUGAAGAGGCUGAACUUGCUUGUGUUCUUGGGAAGCUAAAAGAUAAGGUUGAGAACACUUUGAAGAUAUUGGAAUCUUUUCAAACUAAGAAUUCUGAAUCUAUUUUUAACACAGUUAUGACGUACAUGCCUCAAGAUUUUCGGGGUACCCUAAUUAGACAACAGAAAGAACGCUCAGAGAGGAACAAGCAAGCUGCGUUUGAUGCUUUAGUUCAAUCUGGUGCAAGUAUACAUGAUCGUUAUGCUUUGUUGUGGAAUCAACAAAUGGAACGGAGAAAUCAGUUAGCUCAGCUUGGAUCUGCGACUGGUGUCUAUAAAACUCUUGUGAAGUAUUUAGUUGGAGUGCCGCAGGUUUUACUGGAUUUUAUCAAGCAAUUAAAUGACGAUCAAGGGCCUAUGGAAGAACAGAGACAACGUUAUGGACCUCCUUUAUACAGCCUUACAAAAAUGGUGUUAUUCAUUCGACUUUUUCUUUCUCUGUCAUGGCGGCGUUACGAAGCUAUAAAAUUGCAAAAAGAUCAGAUAUCCAUCUUGGAAGAAGCAGUUGGCAUCUAUACCUCUGAAUUGGAAAGAUUCUUGAAAUUUAUUGGUGUGGUCUUCACAAAUUCUCCUUUCUUCAUUACAGCUGAGGAAGCAGGUGCAAUAGAAGCAGGAAAGAUUGAUGACUACAAAGAAAUUAUUAUUCCAUCGGGAAAAACUUAUGAGGUUUUACUGGAUGUUGAAUCUAUAAACUCAUAUAUUGCUUGGGAUUUUUCAAUAGUGCAAGGGAAAAUGAACAUGGACAUUGGAUUUAGCUUGGAACAUACAAGUUCAUCUGGAGCUAAAACUUUAAUGUUACCUUACCGGCGGUAUGAAUGUGACCAAGGCAAUUUCUGUACAUGCUUGGUUGGAAAGUACAAGCUUGUCUGGGACAACACAUAUUCAACGUUCUUUAAAAAGGUUCUCCGGUUUAAGGUGGACUGUAUACCGCCUGUGGUAGAGCCAUUAACUUCCGUGACUGAAGAACAAAAUGCUGGACUGUAGCUAGUCAAACUUAUCUAUACAUCUGCUUGUAUUAUAUACUGUUAUCUCAUUAAUGUCACCAAUGUAAGUUUGGGUUGCUCUGUUCCAAAUUUCUGGGUGGAUGUUUUUGACUGUCCACCGUUGAAGAAUUAUAUUAUCUCAGUUGUAUAUAAUUUGCUGCCAAAUCGGUGAGCACUGUUCGCACUGGUAGUCUGGAUCAACUGUUCAUUGGUGUGCAACUGUUUGGUUAUGACAAAUAUCUCAUUUUAAUA